Molecule: messenger RNA, 1909 nt
Organism: Scophthalmus maximus (turbot)
Lineage: Eukaryota; Metazoa; Chordata; Actinopteri; Pleuronectiformes; Scophthalmidae
Gene: clrn2
Product: clarin 2
Exons: 3
Coding region: 241-942 (233 amino acids)
Source: RefSeq, a predicted model, not a curated record
AGGGCAGGGAUAGAGUUUCUCCCGGUAAGAGAACUCUUUGACCGCCAUAGCUUCUGUUUCUCCUCCCCUGUGACUCAAUACAUGCGACAUUUCACCGAGAGGAACAAGACUCUUUUUGUUGGAUUAUGAUUUAUUUUGACUUUUCAAUUUAUAGAAUAGACUCAUGGUGAUCGCCAGGUGCACACCGCGGUCGCUCCCCGGCGUCGUGUUACCUCACACGGGGCACCAUGGGCUCGUAAGAUGCCUUCUCUGUGGAAACGGAUAACGUUCUCGGUGGCCUCUGUGCUCUGUGUCGGCUCGGUGGUCCUCUUGGUCGUGGCCCUCGCCACGGAGCGUUGGGUCACCGGGCGGAUCCUGUGUAAGACCGGAGCGGAGAUAGUGAACGCAUCCCAUCCGGAGCUGGACCAGUUCAUCGGGGAGAUUUACUACGGCCUGUUCCAGGGAGGAAAGAGCAAGAGGUGUGGGCUCGGGAAGAGGCGCUCCAAAAUAUUCAUUUUCCCAAAGCUUGUGCGAACAUUGAACAGUGGCCUUCACAUGAUGGUGAUCCUCUUCUUGCUGGUGGCCAUUGGCUUCGCUCUGGUCAGUCUGUCUUUCUGCAUUUACAACGCACGCAAGGUUCCCUACCAGAGCAUCAAGGGGCACAAAGGACUCUACCUGUGGAACUUCAUUGCUGCUCUUUUCGGUGCCCUGGGUGUGUUGUGUUUCCUGGCAGCCAUGAGACACCACCAUCUGACCGAGCGGGUAGCGAACUAUCAGGAGAACCUCUUCGUCCUGGUGGUCCUGGAUGACGGCCUGGACUUGUCAUUCUGGCUGGGCGUGGGCAGCGUUGCGACUCACUUUGCUGUCUGCGGAGUGGUUGCCAUGAGCCGGAUCAAGCUGCCCAAACCGGAGAUCAAGAAACCUGAAGAACCCACCAUCUCUUCUCUGGACCUGCUCUACUGAAGGACCAAACCAGGAGCAUCAUGUUAGCACUUCCAUCACUUACGCUUGACAAACCACCGACUGUCAUAUUGCUGAGUGGAUACAACACUGUGCCAGAGCCCCUGUGCUUUGUAGGCCACAUAACUUAUGGUUCAUUAUAUAAUCAGAAUUUAGCCUCAUGACUGAUUUCACAUCAACUGACACAACAAAACAUGUUGUCUUGUCAGUGAGAGACAAAGGUGUUGACCUGCUUCCUCCAAAAGCCUGGACUGUGAUGAUGGUGGUGUGGAUCACACUGUUGGAGUGAAUGAACAGUCAAAGUCAAGUCCACAUUCUCUUUAUCUAAUCAUACAUCAACAAUCAAUUCAAAUGAUUAAACACAGAAAAGAGAUUAAUCUUGUAUUUUAGACAGGCAUGUUUUAGACUUUGUAGAUUAGCAUGGAGAAACAGAAAAUACAUUUUGGGUAAAAAUGUACAAAAAUAAAAUUCUGGACAUCUUGUGCUGUAUAUUCUCUCAAUAGCUGCAUGUGUAAAUACAUUAUUGUUUUUUUAUUGUAUGUAUCGUCAGUAAUAGGUUGUCAGAAUAAAGUCUGUAGUCAGUCUUAUACAGUAAUUUAUCAUUACAGUGAUUUAUUGUAGUUAGUUGCAAUCCUGCAACCAUGACCAUGUAUUUCAUAGUGAAUGAAGGGCUUACAUGUGAUCAUCUUUAAAUGAAACUGUACAAGUAAAGGUGUUUAACUUUAGAAAAUUGUUCAUAAAUCUUGGUCUCAUCUGAAGUAGUGGGUUGCUAUGCAGGUUCAAAGAAGAAUGAUUUUUGUACAUGUUUUAGUUAAUCGGCACAAAUAAUCGUGUGCUCAUGUGUUGAGUUUACUGAAUGUCUUCAAGUAUUUUCUCCAAGAUUUUCUCUUAUUCAGUUAAACUGGAGCUGGAAAAUAACAAACUUCUGACCAACAUGAAUUUACUAUAAAAUAAACAAUUACUUAAAGUG